UUCUCCGACUCUCCAUCUACUUCACUAUAAGAAUUUGCCUCAUUAGUUGCUCUGAGGCAGAGAGAGAGAGAGAGGGAGAGAAGCGCCCAAAUUACAGUUCAGUAUGGUCUCAGCUUCAGCUGCCUCUGUCUCUGUUUGUCUUAUUCUUCUUCUUUUAGGGAGCUUGAUGGGGCCAGUCAUGGCGGAAGUGUACUUCUCCUCCCUUCCCCGGAAUCUUAUAGUCUCUGCUUCUCCAAAGCCAGGCCAAGUGCUGGAAGCUGGUGUGGACAACAUCACCAUAACAUGGGGGCUAAACCAAACCCUCCCUCCGAACACCGCCGCCGCCUACAAGAACGUGAAGGUCCGACUUUGCUACGCGCCGAACAGCCAGGCCGACCGCGGGUGGCGAAAGACGACUGACGAUUUAAAGAAGGAUAAGACUUGCCAGUUCGGCAUUACUCAACAACCCUACAGCGAAGUCAACUCCACGUUCGUCUAUGGCGUGGAGCGCAGUAUCCCUUCGGCCACCUACUUCAUCCGAGUCUACGCCGUUGACUCUUCUGGUGCGGUGGUGGCGUACGGUCAGACCACCGAUGCGAAGAAGAAGGCCGACUUAUUUGAUGUCGUCGGCAUCACGGGUCGGCAUGCGUCGCUGGAUGUUGCCGCGGCAUGCUUCUCGGCUUUCUCUGUGUUUUCGCUUGUUUUCUUUUUAGUGCUUGAGAGGAAGAAGACGAAGAAAUAGAUGUUGUAUGAAGGCUCUCUUUUUUUUUUUGUUUAUUUAAUAUAAAUGGGUGGCUUUGAUACAUACAAGAUCAUAGUGUUCAUUUGGAGAAACUAUUAUGUGCGGAGAUCAUACGCAAAAUGUCAUACAGAGAUCAACUAGAAUGUUUCACGUCGAUGGUACCGAGCCGCAGUAUCGAGUGCACGGGAGAUGUAAUUUAUUUUGGUUGGUCU
Dendrobium catenatum is the source of this 933-nucleotide messenger RNA. Its product is annotated as high-affinity nitrate transporter-activating protein 2.1-like. The coding region runs from base 104 to 721 and encodes 205 amino acids. Gene Ontology annotation, molecular function: nitrate transmembrane transporter activity. The record is from RefSeq and is a predicted model, not a curated record. Gene Ontology annotation, cellular component: plasma membrane. Gene Ontology annotation, biological process: nitrate transmembrane transport; response to nitrate. The transcript has 2 exons. Lineage: Eukaryota; Viridiplantae; Streptophyta; Magnoliopsida; Asparagales; Orchidaceae.